Messenger RNA from Gorilla gorilla gorilla (western lowland gorilla), 2522 nucleotides. RefSeq names its product lysosomal associated membrane protein 1 (gene LAMP1). The record is from RefSeq and is a predicted model, not a curated record. Gene Ontology annotation, cellular component: plasma membrane; late endosome membrane; lysosomal membrane. The transcript is spliced from 9 exons. NCBI's taxonomy places the organism in Eukaryota, Metazoa, Chordata, Mammalia, Primates, Hominidae. Gene Ontology annotation, biological process: establishment of protein localization to organelle. The coding region runs from base 360 to 1613 and encodes 417 amino acids.
GGGUCACGUGCCGCUGCGGAUCACGUGUCGGCCUGCAUCACGCGUGAGGGGGCGCGCGGUGCUGGAAGCUGCCGCACCUGCGGGGAGCCGAGCCGCCGGCGCUCGACGCGCGCGCUCUCGCGAGACCCGCGGGAUCACGUGACGCCCGGGCGCGGCGCAGCUCACGUGACAAGCGCUGCCGGCCGCGGGGUCUUCUUCGUGCCGGCGUCGCAGUGGCCGGGCCUCUUGCGUCUGGUAACGCCGCUGUCUCUAACGCCAGCCCUUGGCGCCCGCGCCCCGCCGCCGCAGCGCCCGGCAGUCCGCGGCCCAACCGCCGCCCGCGCCCCCGCUCCCCGCACCGUACCCGGCCGCCUCGCGCCAUGGCGGCCCCCGGCAGCGCCCGGCGACCCCUGCUGCUGCUAGUGCUGUUGCUGCUGCUCGGCCUCGUGCAUUGUGCGUCAGCAGCAAUGUUUAUGGUGAAAAAUGGCAAUGGGACCGCGUGCAUAAUGGCCAACUUCUCUGCUGCCUUCUCAGUGAACUACGACACCAAGAGUGGCCCUAAGAACAUGACCUUUGACCUGCCAUCAGAUGCCACAGUGGUGCUCAACAGCAGCUCCUGUGGAAAAGAGAACACUUCUGACCCCAGUCUCGUGAUCGCUUUUGGAAGAGGACAUACACUCACUCUCAAUUUCACGAGAAAUGCAACACGUUACAGCGUCCAGCUCAUGAGUUUUGUUUAUAACUUGUCAGACACACACCUUUUCCCCAGUGCAAGCUCCAAAGAAAUCAAGACUGUGGAAUCUAUAACUGACAUCAGGGCAGAUAUAGAUAAAAAAUACAGAUGUGUUAGUGGCACCCAGGUCCACAUGAACAACGUGACCGUAACACUCCACGAUGCCACCAUCCAGGCGUACCUUUCCAACAGCAGCUUCAGCAGGGGAGAGACACGCUGUGAACAAGACAGGCCUUCCCCAACCACAGCGCCCCCUGCGCCACCCAGCCCCUCGCCCUCACCCGUGCCCGAGAGCCCCUCUGUGGACAAGUACAACGUGAGCGGCAACAACGGGACCUGCCUGCUGGCCAGCAUGGGGCUGCAGCUGAACCUCACCUACGAGAGGAAGGACAACACGACGGUGACAAGGCUUCUCAACAUCAACCCCAACAAGACCUCAGCCAGCGGGAGCUGUGGAGCCCACCUGGUGACUCUGGAGCUGCACAGCGAGGGCACCACCGUCCUGCUCUUCCAGUUCGGGAUGAAUGCAAGUUCUAGCCGGUUUUUCCUACAAGGAAUCCAGUUGAAUACAAUUCUUCCUGACGCCAGAGACCCUGCCUUUAAAGCUGCCAACGGCUCCCUGCGAGCGCUGCAGGCCACUGUCGGCAAUUCCUACAAGUGCAACGCCGAGGAGCACGUCCGUGUCACGAAGGCGUUUUCAGUCAAUAUAUUCAAAGUGUGGGUCCAGGCUUUCAAGGUGGAAGGUGGCCAGUUUGGCUCUGUGGAGGAGUGUCUGCUGGACGAGAACAACAUGCUGAUCCCCAUCGCUGUGGGUGGUGCCCUGGCGGGGCUGGUCCUCAUCGUCCUCAUCGCCUACCUCGUCGGCAGGAAGAGGAGUCACGCCGGCUACCAGACUAUCUAGCCUGGUGCACGCAGGCACAGCAGCUGCAGGGGCCUCUGUUCCUUUCCCUGGGCUUAGGGUCCUGUCGAAGGGGAGGCACACUUUCUGGCAAACGUUUCUCAAAUCUGCUUCAUCCAAUGUGAAGUUCAUCUUGCAGCAUUUACUAUGCACAACAGAGUAACUAUUGAAAUGACGGUGUUAAUUUUGCUAACUGGGUUAAAUAUUUUGCUAACUGGUUAAACAUUAAUAUUUACCAAAGUAGGAUUUUGAGGGUGGGGGUGCCGCUGUCUCUGAGGGGGUGGGGGUGCCGCUGUCUCUGAGGGGUGGGGGUGCCGCUCUCUCUGAGGGGGUGGGGGUGCCGCUCUCUCUGAGGGGGUGGGGGUGCCGCUCUAAAUUGGCUCCACAUCAUUUGACUUUAGGGUUCUGGUGUUUGGUUUCUUCAUUCUUUACUGCACUCAGAUUUAAGCCUUACAAAGGGAAAGCCUCUGGCCGUCACACGUAGGACGCAUGAAGGUCACUCGUCGUGAGGCUGACAUGCUCACACAUUACAACAGUAGAGAGGGAAAAUCCUAAGACAGAGGAACUCCAGAGAUGAGUGUCUGGAGCGCUUCAGUUCAGCUUUAAAGGCCAGGACGGGCCACACGCGGCUGGCGGCCUCGUUCCAGUGGCGGCACGUCCUUGGGCGUCUCUAAUGUCUGUAGCUCAAGGGCUGGCACUUUUUUAAAUAUAAAAAUGGGUGUUAUUUUUAUUUUUAUUUGUAAAGUGAUUUUUGGUCUUCUGUUGACAUUCGGGGUGAUCCUGUUCUGCGCUGUGUACAAUGUGAGAUCGGUGCGUUCUCCUGAUGUUUCGCCGUGGCUUGGGGAUUGUACACGGGACCAGCUCACGUAAUGCAUUGCCUGUAACAAUGUAAUAAAAAGCCUCUUUCUUUUU